This is a messenger RNA of Alternaria rosae, 1353 nucleotides long. RefSeq lists its product as uncharacterized. The record is from RefSeq and is a predicted model, not a curated record. Bases 1 to 1191 code for a protein of 396 amino acids. The transcript is spliced from 3 exons. NCBI's taxonomy places the organism in Eukaryota, Fungi, Ascomycota, Dothideomycetes, Pleosporales, Pleosporaceae.
AUGAAACUCACACACCUCAUCUCUAUCGCCGGUCUCUUUGUCCUUGGCGCGACUGAAGCUUUGCGCAAUGACACCAAUGUCAAGAGAGAGACUCCUGAGUGCCGCUGGCAUCGCCGCAGCCUGAACGCCAGAGGUGACGAGGACGACGAGGACGACUUUUGUUUCGGUCUACAACCUGCCGACGAUGCGCUCUGGCAUGCAGCAAAAUGCAAGGGUGUAAAAAUGUUGUUCGGGACCACCCAAAACGCACCGGAAGCUGCACGAUUCGUGAUUCCCAUCAAUUCUCCCUGGGACGGCGAAAUGAGGAACGAACUUGCUACGUGGGGUUGGAACGAUUGGGUUGCGGAUCCCGAUACAGAGUGCAACGCCGAUUUCCUCAAGACUGUCCUCCAAAACCUCGGAACCACUACAGGCAGCCACCUCUACGGCGGACCAAACUAUUGCUUCUCAGUAAAACAUUGCGACAGUGAUGCUAUUGAGAGGGAUGAACACGGAAACCUGCCCCCUAAAAACGACCAGUACUAUGACGUCAAUGGUCGAUUAUACAGGGCCACAGCCGGUUUUGCUACCGCUUUCGUCAAUCCAGAUAUAGGCGCGCUAUUCUUUCUUCGACGUGGCUCUCCCGCAUUCGAAGCCCGCAACUUAUGGGGUCUAGAGGAUCAGCAUACAGUCCCACUAGAUGAGUUGCCGGCUCUGCGUAUGAGUUCUGAUCUAGCAUGGGCAUUUUGGAGGCGAGCGAGUGGCGACAAGCUCUGGAACAUCAAGUUGAUAGGAUCUUUGACAGUCGUCAAUUCCGAAACGGAAAAGAUUAUCGACAGGGCGAUGAAGAGAACCGCGUUGGACGAGAUUCCAGUCUGGCCGGGGGUCGACUACCUGUACAACACUGACAGCUAUCUGGCUAUCUUGGGAUCCCCCAACGGCAGGGCAGUCGGAUAUUUCCUCGCUCAACACAAGAGCCAACUAGGUGGCAACCGCUGGGUCCGCGUGAUUCGCGUUUUUCGCGCAAACGCAGGAUCAUCGGCACCCCAUAUUUUCUUCUAUAUCGAACCCGCGCCCUACCCACCACCGCAGGUACCGGAUGAUCCACUCGAUGUUCUUAUACCGCCACCAGCGCAAGCGGUAGAAGUGGCCAAGAGAAGUUCCGGUGAAAAGAACAUUGUGAAACAGCAUGUGCUCCGGGCGAAGUUGUAAGAGUGCGAUCUUCCGUAUACGACUUGGGCCAGAUUACACCGACUCACAGAUAUAUAUGCUUGGGUUGUGCCAUAAGCUUAUCCAAAUGCUUCUCCAAGUUGAUUGAUGACUGCGUCUUUCACUCUUAGAAUUGCCACGCUAACGCUUCUGACUCUUGCUGCU